GGGCAGGUCCCUGGCAACCUAGAGCUCAGACGCGCUGAGGUCGCCGAGCCAAGCGUCUCGGAGGUCGGGGCGCUGCUGCCAUGGACAUCCCUCCGCUAGCUGGCAAGACUGCGGCGUUGUCUCUCGGCGCCCUGCCAGUGUCCUACGCGCUCAACCAAGUCUCAGCGUUCUCACAGACCCUGUGUGUGAUGUUGGUGAGUGCAUUGAUCUUGGGUCUGCUCUUCAUGACCAUCUACAGCCUAUCUCAUGGGGAAAUCACCUAUGACCCUCUCUAUGCUGUCUUUGUGAUCUUCUCUUUCACCUCUGUGGUGGACCUUGUCAUUGCACUCCAGGAAGAUGGCAUCCUGAUGGGAUUCAUGGAUUUCUACACCAAGGAGGGCGAGCCCUACCUGCGCACAGCACAUGGCAUCUUCAUCUGCUACUGGGAUGGUACUGUACACUACUUGCUCUAUCUGGCCAUGGCCGGUGCCAUCUGCAAAAGGAAAAGGUACCGGAAUCUUGGGCUCUACUGGCUAGGGUCCUUCGCCAUGAGCCUCCUGGUGUUCCUCCCGGGAAACAUCCUUGGUAAAUACAGUUCAGAGAUCAGACCUGCCUUCUUCCUUGCCAUCCUUUACAUGCUGGUUCCAUGCUGGGCUGGUGUGAGGAUCUUCAACCAGUCCUGUGCACCAACCUCCUAUACCCUCGACAUGGUACAGGAGGAACAGAAGAAACGCCUCCUACAGCGCCCAGCUGACCUGACCCUCAUCAUAUACCUCAUCCUUGCUGCAUUGUUCACCCUCUUCCGGGGCCUGGUGGUACUUGACUGUCCCGCAGAUGCCUGUUUCAUCUAUAUUUACCAAUAUGAGCCAUACCUGCGGGACCCUGUGGCCUACCCAAAGUUGCAGAUGCUGAUGUAUUUGUUCUAUGCUCUGCCUUUCUACUGCCUGGCUGCCUAUGCCCUCAUCUUCCCCGGCUGCUCCUGGCUGCCAGACUGGGCCUUGGUAUUCGCUGGAGCCAUUGGCCAGGCACAGUUCUCACAUAUGGGUGCUUCCAUGCACCUGCGCACACCCUUCACCUACCGCGUGCCGGAGGACACCUGGGCCGUCUUUCUUCUGAGCAACCUGCUGUAUGCGCUGGGGCCCCACCUGCUGGCUUUCCGCUGCCUGUGGCGGCCAGCCUUCUUCAUGCCCACACUGCCCUUGGCGCCCCAGGGCCAAGACAAGAAGCAGCAGUGAGCAUGUGCACCUCUCUGCUAAGAGCUCAACCUGUACAGCCUGCCUUGUCCUCCAAGGGUGGAGUGGACCUUUAAAGCUGGAUAGACAUCUGGAGAAGUUGCAAUCCAUGCCAUGAAGGAGUGUGGGAGACCCACGACAAGGUGUCUCUCCUGCGAUUUACCCAUCACCUCCCCCAUCCUUCUAAUAAAAGCCCUUUUUGUGCCUAGGA
Messenger RNA from Psammomys obesus (fat sand rat), 1422 nucleotides. It is a transcript of the gene Tm6sf2, whose product is annotated as transmembrane 6 superfamily member 2. Gene Ontology annotation, biological process: lipid homeostasis; regulation of lipid metabolic process. Gene Ontology annotation, cellular component: endoplasmic reticulum-Golgi intermediate compartment membrane; endoplasmic reticulum membrane. The transcript is spliced from 10 exons. NCBI's taxonomy places the organism in Eukaryota, Metazoa, Chordata, Mammalia, Rodentia, Muridae. The record is from RefSeq and is a predicted model, not a curated record. Bases 81 to 1214 code for a protein of 377 amino acids.